AUGAUAUGGGGCCCCUGCCAGACCACUACUGAGACCAUCCGAGUGACAGACAUCUUGGACUCCAAACCGGAGCCAACCAAGGCCCACGUCAGGAUCCGGCCCCCCAGCCCACGUCCCCCGUCCCCCAAGGAGCCCAUGUUCGUUUGCAGCCUGUCCAGUGAGCCUCCCACCCAGCCCAUCAUAAGACGCAGGGCCCAGUCUCUGCCCUCGGUCCACGAGAGAAUCAGAGACCGUCAGGUCCGUUUCCUUGACUCCUUGGGCAUGGAGCUGGAGGAUGUCAAGUUGUUCAAGAAGGGGGAGGAGCCUCGUAUCCCCGCCCACGUCAUCUCCAGACUCCUGAUGAGCUCUGAGAUGAACUCAGGCCGGUCCCUGGAGCUUUCCCUGCCCUACUUCAAGCCCUGUUUCCCUGAGAACAGGGCCUCCCUGCCAGGGUUUGUUCCGCAAGUGGUCUCUCUGGACCAGGUCCUGUGUUCUGAGCUUGGCAUCAUCGGCACGGUGCAGGUCCUCAACCUGGCCUUCGACAAGGAGGUGACGAUCCAUUACUCCUUUACCACCUGGAGGAGCAGUGCUGAGACCAGAGCCUGCUGGGUGGCUACCCUCCACAGGGAUCAGAUGGAGGGACCAGAGUCUGAUUUAUUCCGGUUCCGUUUGCCCGUCCCGCCCUUCAUCCUGCUGCCUGGAGUCCAGCUGGAGUUUGCUGUGUGUUACAGAGUGAUGGGAGCUGAGUACUGGGACAACAACGACGGGAACAACUACAAACUAUCCUGUCAUAGCUACACACUCACUGUGCCUCGGGAGUGUGAGGACAGCAUGGUGCACUACACCUGA
Messenger RNA from Salmo salar (Atlantic salmon), 828 nucleotides. Lineage: Eukaryota; Metazoa; Chordata; Actinopteri; Salmoniformes; Salmonidae. The record is from RefSeq and is a predicted model, not a curated record.